UGCAGUUCCCCCUCCCGCCCGCCAGAUGGCGCUGCCCAGCGGGGCGGGACGGACGGGGCGGGCGGUGCCGCUGCGGUGGCGGUUCCGGUUCCGGGUAGCCGUGGCCGUCCGUCGGUCCCGGUGUCUGUCCGUCCGUGCCGGGUGUCUCUCGGUCCGUCCCUGGGCCGGUGCUCGGCGGCGCCAUGAACCGGCCGAAGGCGGCGGCCGUGCGGCGGCCCAGCGCCGUGCCCAAGCCCUCCGCGCACCCGCCGCCCGGAGACUUCAUCGCGCUGGGCUCCAAGGGGCAGAGCGGCGAGGGCAAAGCCGCCGUCACGCUGCUGAAGCCGGCGCCGCCCGGGCUGCCCUCGGAGCGCAAGCGGGACGCGGCCGCUGCCUUGGCGGGCCCGGCGGGGCUGCCCGGCCUCACCAAGCGCCCCAAGCUCUCCUCCACGCCGCCCCUCAGCGCCCUGGGACGCCUGGCAGAGGCGGCCGUGGCGGAGAAAAGAGCCAUCUCGCCCUCCAUCAAGGAGCCGUCUGUCAUCCCCAUCGAAGUUGUCCCCACAGUGCUGCUGGAUGAGAUUGAGGCAGCAGAGGCAGAAGGCAAUGAUGACCGUAUUGAGGGAGUGCUGUGUGGAGCUGUGAAGCAGCUGAAGAUGAACAGAGCCAAACCUGACACCACUCUGUACCUGAGCCUUAUGUACCUGGCAAAAAUCAAACCAAACAUAUUUGCUACCGAAGGGGUUAUUGAGGCACUGUGCAGCCUACUCCGAAGAGAUGCCUCCAUCAAUUUCAAAGCCAAAGGGAAUAGUCUUGUGUCUGUCUUGGCAUGCAACCUUCUCAUGGCAGCUUAUGAAGAGGAUGAGAAUUGGCCAGAGAUCUUUGUCAAGGUGUACAUUGAGGACUCCCUUGGGGAGCGCAUCUGGGUGGACAGCCCUCACUGCAAGACCUUUGUGGAUAACAUCCAGACAGCUUUUAACACAAAGAUGCCUCCUAAGACCAUGCUCUUGCAUGGAGAAGUUGGACGUAGUGGAGGGGACCUUAGUGCUGGGAGUAGCCCACACCCUUCCAUGACAGAGGAGGAGGACAGCCAGAGUGAGCUGCUGAUUGCAGAAGAGAAAAUGAGCCCAGAGCAGGCGGGCCAGCUCAUGCCCAGGUACGAAGACCUUGCAGAGAGUGUGGAGGAAUAUGUCCUAGACAUGCUUCGGGACCAGCUAAACCGGCGCCAGCCCAUGGACAAUGUCUCCAGGAACCUCCUCCGCCUGCUGACAGCAACCUGUGGCUACAAAGAGGUGCGUCAGAUGGCUGUGCAGAGGCUGGAGAUGUGGCUGCAAAAUCCAAAGUUGACCAAGCCAGCUCAGGACUUGCUGAUGUCAGUCUGCAUGAACUGUAACACCCACAGCUCAGAGGACAUGGAAGUUAUCUCCAACCUGAUCAAAAUUCGUCUCAAGCCAAAAGUCCUUCUCAACCACUACAUGCUGUGCGUCAGAGAGCUGCUGAAUGCACACAGGGAUAACCUGGGCACCACCAUUAAGUUUGUGAUUUUCAAUGAGCUAUCAAAUGCAAGAAAUCCCAACAACAUGCAGAUCCUGUAUACUGUGCUUCAGCACAGCUCAGAGCAAGCUCCAAAGUACCUGGCAAUGGUGUUCCAGGACCUGCUGACCACCAAGGACGAUUACCUGCGAGCUUCACGGGCUCUGCUGAGAGAGAUCAUCAAACAGACAAAACAUGAGAUCAACUUCCAGGCCUUCUGUCUGGGUCUCAUGCAGGAGCGGAAGGAGGCCCUAUAUGCAGAGAUGGAAUUCAAGGAGCGGUUUGUCAUCCACAUAACUGACCUGCUAGCUGUCUCCAUGAUGCUUGGUAUCACAGCCCAGGUGAAGGAGGCUGGAAUUGCUUGGGACAAAGGAGAGAAAAAAAACCUGGAAGUGCUGCGCUCCUUCCAGAACCAAAUUGCUGCUAUCCAACGUGAUGCUGUGUGGUGGCUGCAUACAGUUGUUCCAUCUAUCAGCAAGCUGGCCCCAAAGGACUAUGUGCACUGCCUCCACAAGGUGCUCUUCACAGAACAGCCAGAAACCUACUACAAGUGGGACAACUGGCCCCCUGAGAGUGACCGCAACUUCUUCCUCCGCCUGUGCUCCGAGGUGCCCAUCCUGGAGGACACCCUGAUGCGCAUCCUUGUGAUUGGAUUGUCACGGGACCUGCCCCUGGGCCCUGCCGAUGCCAUGGAGCUCGCCGACCACUUAGUGAAGAGGGCUGCAGCUGUGCAAGCAGAUGAUGUUGAGGUCCUAAGGGUAGAAAGAAUCCAGCUGAUCGAUGCAGUCUUAAAUCUGUGCACUUAUCACCAUCCAGAGAAUAUCCAACUACCCCCAGGGUACCAGCCUCCAAAUCUAGCUAUUUCUACUCUCUAUUGGAAAGCCUGGCCUCUCCUGCUUGUAGUGGCUGCAUUCAAUCCUGAAAACAUUGGUCUGGCUGCAUGGGAGGAGUACCCCUCUCUAAAGAUGCUCAUGGAAAUGGUCAUGACCAAUAAUUAUUCCUAUCCUCAAUGUACCUUGACGGAUGAGGAGACACGCACAGAGAUGAUUAAUCGUGAACUUCAAAUCUCCCAGAGAGAAAAACAGGAGAUUCUUGCAUUUGAGGGUCAUCUGGCAGCUGCAUCCACAAAACAAACAAUUACAGAAAGCAGUAGCCUCUUGCUGUCCCAGCUGACAAGUCUGGACCCUCAGGGCCCCCCUCGCAGACCUCCACCACAUGUCCUGGAGCAAGUGAAAAGUCUGAACCAGUCGCUUCGCUUGGGCCACCUUCUGUGUCGCAGUCGCCAUCCUGACUUUCUUCUCAACAUCAUUCAAAGACAGGCCUCAUCACAGUCAAUGCCAUGGCUGGCAGAUCUGGUUCAGUCCAGUGAAGGGUCCUUGGAUGUCCUGCCUGUGCAGUGUCUUUGUGAGUUCCUGCUUCAUGAUGCUGCUGAUGAAUCGACCUCAGGUGAAGAAGAAGAGGAGGGUGAGAGUAAGGACCAGCGUGCCAAGAAACGCCAGAGACAACAGAAACAAAGGCAGUUGCUUGGACGCUUGCAAGAUUUGCUGUUGGGACCCAAAGCAGAUGAACAGACAACCUGCGAGGUGCUUGACUACUUCCUGCGGCGCCUGAGUUCCUCCCAGGUGGCUUCCCGGGUCCUGGCCAUGAAGGGCCUGUCCUUGGUGCUGUCAGAAGGAGGAAUGCGUGAUGGGGAGGAGAAGGAUCACCCCAUGGAAGAAGACUCUGGUGAUUCUGAGCUGCUGCAGGGAUAUCAGUGGCUGCUGAGGGACCUCCCGAGGCUGCCACUGUUUGACAGUGUGAGAGCCACUACAGCUCUGGCCUUGCAGCAGGCCAUCCACAUGGAGACAGAUCCCCAGACCAUCAGUGCUUACCUGGUGUACCUCUCCCAGCAUGCCCCAGUGGAGGAGCAGGGACAGCACAACGACCUUGCUCUGGAUGUUGCACGACUGAUCGUGGAGCGCUCCACCAUCAUGUCCCACCUGUUCUCCAAGCUCUCCUACAGUGCUGAGUCAGAUGCAGUGCUCGUGGCUCUGCUCUCCAUCUUCUCUCGCUACAUCAAGCGCAUGCGGCAGAGCAAGGAGGGCGAGGAGGUGUACAGCUGGUCAGAGUCCCAGGAUCAGGUGUUUCUUCGUUGGACUAGUGGGGAAACAGCCACCAUGCACAUCCUUGUGGUCCAUGCUAUGGUUAUUCUCCUGACACUGGGGCCACCUCAAGCAGGGGAUGGUGAUUUUUACACCUUACUGGAUAUAUGGUUCCCGGAGAAAAAGCCCCUUCCAACUGCUUUUCUGGUUGACACCUCCGAGGAGGCUCUGCUGCUCCCUGACUGGCUGAAGCUGCGGAUGAUCCGCUCCGAGGUCCCACGUCUCGUGGAUGCAGCCCUGCAGGACCUGGAGCCACAGCAGCUGCUUCUGUUUGUUCAGUCCUUUGGAAUCCCAGUUUCCAGCAUGAGCAAACUUCUGCAGUACCUGGAUCAGGCAGUAUCUCAUGACCCACAGACACUGGAGCAGAACAUCAUGGACAAGAACUACAUGGCUCAUCUUGUGGAAGUUCAACAUGAGAGAGGAGCAACAGGAGGCCAGACUUUCCACUCCCUGCUUACUGCCUCCUUACCAGCCCGCCGAGACAGUGCUGAGACUGCAAGGUCAAAAUCUAGUCCUGAAAACUCUCAAAGUCAGAGCCGGAUCCGGGCCUUGAGCCAGGUCCGUGUUCUGGGCCCAGAAGAUGAUCUGGCAGGCAUCUUUCUGCAGCUUUUCCCACUGACCCCGGACUCACGGUGGCAGAACUCCAGCCUGCGGCCGCUGGCCCUGGCACUGCAGCAGGCACUGGGGCAGGAGCUGGCCCACAUUCGCCAAGGGGCCACGCCGGCCGGCGGGGCCACGGCGAGCGGGGCCGAGGCCAGCGGGGCCACGGCCAGCGGGAUCUCGAUGCGGCUGCUGCAGGCCGUGGCUGCGCUGCUCAAUUCCGCACACAGCGGCGCCCUGGUCAUGGCCAUGCAUCGCCACCACUUCAUCUCCUGCCCGCUCAUGCGCCAGCUCUACCAGUACCACCGCUGCAUGCCACGGGACACUGCCUUCUCCUCGCUGUUCUUCAAAGUGCUCAUGCAGAUGCUGCAGUGGUUGGAGAACCCCGCGGUGGAAGAUGGUCCCCUGCGAGCUCAGCUGAAGGCCUUUGCUGUGCAAUACUCCUCAAGGCACAGGAUCAGUGAUGUUCGAGGUGGCUUUUUGCACCUCACAGAAGCUCUUUCUUUCCGUCGUGACCCUGACUUGAUCAGCUCCACGGUCUGUGCCAUCAUUGCAACCCUGAAAUCAGGAGAGAAGUGUAAUGUGGAGCCAGAGCUCAUCAGCAAAGUCCUUCAAGGUCUGAUUGAAACCCACUCUCCGUACCUGGAAGAGCUCCUGAUUGUCCUCUUCUCAGCUACUGUUGAGACCACUGCCAGGAGUCCUGCCAUGAAACCAAUUGCUGUGGUGUGCUCCUUGUUGCUCCAGGACAAAGAAGAAACACCAGUAAAGAAAGAGGUGGAGAGUUGCAGUGCUGAAUCAGCUUGGCCAGGGCCUGCCUCUGGCCUUCUCAAUGACUGGCUGGAGAUGUUGGACCCAGAGGUCAUCAGCAGCUGCCCGGAUCUACAGCAGAAGCUACUGUUCUCCUGGAACAAAGGCAAGGGCUGGUUUUAUGCAGGGUCCCAGGUGCCCUCCUUCCGCCCUUACCUCUUGGCUCUUCUGACUCACCAGUCCAGCUGGACCACACUGCACCAGUGCAUCAGGCUGCUGCUUGGCAGGAACAGGGAGCAAAGGUUUGACCCAACUGCAUCCUUGGAUUUCCUGUGGGCCUGUAUUCACAUUCCUCGAAUCUGGCAGGGAAGGGACCAGAGAACUCCUCAGAAGCGCCGUGAGGAAUUUGUGCUCCACCUGAAGGCAUCAGAACUGAUCAGCAUGGUGGAGCUGAUCCUGGCUGAAGCAGAGACCAGAUACCAGAACACUGACGAGGCCUCCUGCACACUCAUCCAGUCUCGACUGCCAUUGUUGCUCAGUUGUUCUCAUGGAGACCUGGAAAACAUUAAAAAAGUAACAGAAUAUUUGACCAGCUGCAUCCAGCAGUGGGGAAGUAGCUCUGUGGGGAAAUGCUGCCAGGACCUACUGCUACAGAUAUACUUGCAGCUACCUGAGCUCCUUGUGCCUAUGCCUGAGAUGCUUCUUACCAGUGAAGGAGCCAGAGACAGCAGCACUUGCAAGCUUGAUGCCCUGGUUCACAGAUUCAUUAACCUCCUCGCAGACACCAGUGACUCCAAGUCAUCCGAAAGCCGUGUGUGGGAUGCCAAUAUGGCCUGCAGGAAGUUAGCUGUGGCUCAUCCCAUCCUCCUCCUUAGGCACUUGCCAAUGAUUGCAGCACUGCUGCACGGCCGCGUUCACCUCAAUUUCCAGGAGUUCAGGCAGCAGAACCACUUGACCUUCUUCAUCCACGUCCUGGGGAUCCUGGAGCUGCUCCAGCCGCAGGUCUUCCAGAACGAGCACCAGGCGGCACUCUGGGACUGUCUCCUGUCCUUCAUCCGUCUGCUGUUGAACUACAGAAAAUCCUCACGGCACCUGGCUGCCUUCAUCAGCAAGUUUGUCCAGUUUAUCCACAAGUACAUCACAUGCAAUGCCCAGGCAGCUGUCUCCUUCUUGCAAAAGCACUCGGAUCCACUCCAUGAUCUGUCAUCAGACAACAGUGACCUAGCAAUGCUGAAGUCUCUCCUGGCUGGGCUGAGUCUGCCUAGUAAGAGUGGCAUCUUGGACAGGGGCUCUGAUGAAGAGAAGGAUGAUGAAGCAGCUGCUGGCUCUCUCCCCCUGGUCAGCGUGUCCCUCUUCACUCCCCUCACGCCGGCUGAAAUGGCUCCAUAUAUGAAGAGGCUCUCCAGAGGCCAAACAGUGGAGGACAUCCUGGAGGUGCUGACAGACAUCGAUGAAAUGUCCAGACGGAGGCCAGAAAUUCUUGCCUUUUUUGCUACAAACCUACAGAAGCUGAUGAGUUCAGCAGAGGAUUCCUGCCGAAACCUGGCCUUCAGCCUGGCUUUGCGCUCCAUCCAGAAUAACCCCAGCAUUGCUGCAGAUUUCCUGCCCACCUACAUGUACUGCCUUGGCAGCCGAGACUUUGAGGUGGUGCAGACAGCCCUGAGGAACCUGCCUGAAUACACCCUCCUUUGCCAAGAGCACGCAGCAGUGUUGCUGCACAGGGCCUUCCUGGUGGGCAUGUACGGCCAGAUUGACACCAGCUCUCAGAUCUCAGAGGCCUUGAAGAUUCUGCACAUGGAGGCCAUGAUAUGAACAUGUGGUUCUGGGAGUUCCAGUUCCAGAGGAAUUAAUUUAAUGGAUUCAUCAGCUGCAUUACAGCCCUGUAAGAAGAACAGUGUAUUGCAACCCAUGUGGUGGAGGAUCAAAGAGGUGAUGUGGCAGGCCAGACUGUGCUGGAAAAGAAGAUGCUGACUGAAGAUCAGAAAGGGGCAAGGAUCAAUCUGACUGGCUAGGAUGCCAUUAUUGUGGGAGAUAAAUCUCCUGAACAUUGUGCCAAACAGGGACCACUUCCUUCAGGGCGUCUUGGAGCAGUGGCUGUCGCUUUGUUGUUUGGGGUUUUUUGUCUCUCCAAGAAGGCAGAGCUGCUGGGAGAGCAGAAGGCCUUUGCACUUGAAGUGUCUGCAUUCUCUGUGUUGGAGAGAACAUACAGAUUUGUGCAGGGCAAGAGACCAUUUUGGUUUCUAGGGGGUGGGUGGCUUUUUUAUUUUAUAAUUAAAAUUAUCUUUGUUUCCAUUGUGCCUUUCUCUGCUUCCUUGAGCAUAGCUUGACA
This is a messenger RNA of Cinclus cinclus, 7326 nucleotides long. It is a transcript of the gene INTS1, whose product is annotated as integrator complex subunit 1. Gene Ontology annotation, cellular component: integrator complex. The record is from RefSeq and is a predicted model, not a curated record. Bases 183 to 6809 code for a protein of 2208 amino acids. Lineage: Eukaryota; Metazoa; Chordata; Aves; Passeriformes; Cinclidae. Gene Ontology annotation, biological process: U2 snRNA 3'-end processing. The transcript is spliced from 48 exons.